This is a messenger RNA of Seriola dumerili (greater amberjack), 6150 nucleotides long. It is a transcript of the gene akap11, whose product is annotated as A-kinase anchoring protein 11. Bases 1 to 5742 code for a protein of 1913 amino acids. Gene Ontology annotation, cellular component: cytoplasm. The transcript has 11 exons. NCBI's taxonomy places the organism in Eukaryota, Metazoa, Chordata, Actinopteri, Carangiformes, Carangidae. Gene Ontology annotation, biological process: intracellular protein localization. The record is from RefSeq and is a predicted model, not a curated record. Gene Ontology annotation, molecular function: protein kinase A binding.
AUGGAUGCCUGUGCCCGAAUUAGAGGAGUCCCAGUAAGGUCCCGGGCCUCGGUCCGGAAAGAGACUGUGCGUGACGGCGGGGCGCAGUGUGUGAAGAGCCUCUUCAGGAACAAAAAGGAGCUGUGCGGCGUUGGCCUAGAGCUGCCGACCAGAGACGCCACAAGACUGACAGAGAUUCAUUUUGUGUGUCUGCCUGGUCAGUGUGAAGGGGAAGACGUCACCCAACAGGCUCUGACCUCUCUGCCUGCCGGGCUGUGCGAGCUCCUCAGGUCGCUUCACGUCCACGGCCUCAAGAACGAUGAGGUUCUGCUGCUCAAAGACUCCCGCAGGCCGGCAGAGCACAGAGACGCCGGGCCUCAGUGUUGGUUGAAGGCUGUGUGUGUGCUGAGGCAUAAUCCCGGCGCUAGCGUCUACCCUCAGGCCAGCGUGGCGUCUUUGCUGGGCCUGCUGGGCUGCUACAUGGCAGGUGUCCGCUACGCUCUGGAGCUCCAGGCGCUUCAGAGGGGCACAGCUGAGCCCAGCCAGCCGGAGGAGGACGACACCAACCAGUCGGUCUCGUCGAUCGAGGACGACUUCGUCACGGCCCUGGAGCAUCUGGAGGAGGAUGACGCAGGAGACAAUCCCUCUGCUGCUUCCUAUCGUCAUUUUAAAAAGCGCGACGUGGCAUCACAGACGGUCCCGGCCCACAAGAGAAGGAAAGAACUGUCCGGCUCUCGCGUCAUCAUCAGCUCGUCCUCGAAGAAGUGUUCGGCCAAACACAGGUCGGGUCCAGACGUGUCGGUCACAGUGCAGAGGUCGUCAGCUGUAGAAUCCCAGUGGACUUACUGCAGCCCCGGAGCUCGACUCCCCUCGCCGUUAAUCCAUGUCAGUGAAUCGGAAGAGUCGGACUGCUCAAGCCCCAGUCCGAUUAUUUUCCUGGACGAGGUGGGCUACCAGAAGAGUCUGCUGGCCAAGCUGGACAUCCCUCAGGUGCCGGGGGGGCCCAGAGAGCGAGUGGAAGACUCAGACUCUGAAGUCAGUGAAUUCUUUGACAGUUUUGACCAGUUUGAUGACCUGGAGGAGCUGAGCUCCGAGAGCUGCACUCUGGCACUGCCUCUGGACACCAUCAGUGCCACAACCACCCAGAAGAAGUCGGCUGAGUCCAGCGGCAGGGGCUCAGCAUCCAAAUACGUCUCUAGGGGCUGCUCAACCAAGGGGAUGAAUCCUCACCGCUUCGACCAGCCCGUUCUCCCAGCCAAUGUGAAAAAACCCACUCCCCUGAAGCCAGGCUCUCCCUACUCACUUCACUCUGAGGUGCCUGACUCCCCUCGGCCGGUGCAGACCCCCUCUGAGGAGAACGGCGGCCCGCUCUUCAGUCCUGUGAGCUCCUCAGCCUUCAGCCCUCUGGUGGACUCUAGUGGACCUCUGGAAUACUUUUGGAAGACAGAGGAGGACGAGCAGGACGGCUCAGAGCUGCGUAAACCCCAGGAUCUCUGCUCUCUGUAUAAGACCUACUCAGACUUUGCCAGCAGUCUGUCCAAAGAGAUCCUGGGCUCCGUGUGCGGCUACCAGUCUGCCGUGGACAUCAGCGACAACAAGAACCUCAGCUGCGUCUGCCACAAGGAGUUCACGAACCCCUCGGGUUACCUGAUGAAGCUCUCAGAGAUACAGGAGACAGUGACGGUGGACAAGCUGCAGAAGAAGUCCCAGUCUCUGAAGGACGGCAUCCAGAGGUUCGCCACCGACCUGGUGGAGAUGAGCCUGGGCAGCGCCCUGCGAGACCUCCAAAAAGGCGUUUCCUCCUGCACCACCACCUUGUGCCACUUAGCUGCGAGACUCACCUCGUCUGUGUUUCAGAUGGCCUUCCAUGAGAUCGGCAUGCGCCACGCCUACGUGCUGAAGGAGCGAGCGAUCAAUGGAUUAGCUGGUUUCCUGGUGGGAGAGGCUGUGUCCGGAGCGCUGAAGGAGUUCCUGACGGUGAAAAAGCAGAUUUUCCACAGCACGGUGACACGUUUCGCUGCCGAUCUGGCCGAAGAGCUCGUGUUUGAAGGCAUCAUGGAGGUGUGCCAGUUCUCCCACCCCUCGACGCCUCUCACCCCCAGUGAUUGGUCCUUUGGCAACAAGCAAGAGGAUGAGGAGGAGGAGGAGGUGGUUUCCUCCUAUGCUUCAGACCUGUCUGAGUCUGUUAUCCAGGAGGCCUUCAUAGAGCUGUCUCAGGCCGACGUCGCCUUCACCAGCCAAGCGGCGAUCAGCGUGUCUCUGGACAACAUCUGCUACGUCAGCUCAGAGAACAGCAGCACUCGCACCUGCAGCACCUUCGCCAACCAGCAGGUGUUGAGCUCCAGCUCGGCCGCAGCGGCGCCUCCGGGACCCUCAGGAGAGGACGCAUCCUGCACCGUGAAGAAAGCCCUGUUCACCGUGUCGGGCAUGGCCAGCUGUAUUCCUGUGCCCCAGGCGGGUCAAGCCCUCUCCCACCUCCAGGAUCCUGAGGAGACCUGUUCAUCAGAUACCCCGCAGUCCAGCCCCAAACGAGUGCCUGUAUCCUCCCCUGACGCCACCACAUCUACACAAACUCACCUGUACAGUCACGGCACUCAGACCCCCACACCUGGAGGAGCUCCCUCCCAAGGAAAGUCCCCAUUCCAAAACUUCUCCGGCAACAUGGUGGAUAUGAUAGUAACCGAGGCCUGCGAGCUAAUAACAGCCUCUAAGAUGAAGAAGAGUUUCGGCGACUGCGCCGACUUCUUUACAAAGACAGUCGGAAGCAGAAGGGGGUCUUGUUCCAAGCAGGAGACGGCGAACUAUGAGGCUCCAGACUCGCCGUCGAAGCAGGGAGCUGGCAGGGAGUGUUUCAGAUACGACUGCAGAGACUCUGGGUUUGUGAGGAAGGUGCUCCACGUCGAGCAAACAACAACAGACCCCGGCGUUCCUCACAUUUCCUUUCACGCGGACUCUCAAAGCCAGAGGAGAGCCAGCUGUGACUUAGAUCCAAGGACCAGAGGUGUGGUGGAAACACAUCCGGUAACCAUGCAGACGCUGGACGUGCCGGGCGCCGAGGUGGGCGGGCAGAGGAGGAUAUCUGUUCCCGCCGAUGACUCGAGUCCGAGCUCCGGGCAAAAAUCCGGCGGGACUCCCGGCACUCCUCCGUCCACCCCUCAGCAGCCCAGUGAGGUGUCCAAGGAGAAGCAGAUAAAACAGUUCUCCAAGAAGCUGAAGAGCAAGUUGGCCAAGGAGUUCUCCCCUGCCACCCCCCCCCCCACGCCUCACUAUCAGCCCGAGCCUGGCCCGGGCCCGAAAGACGUCACCCCUGAGGCCGACAAGGCUGAGUUCAUGCUCAAGCUGAUGAGGUCUCUCUCCGAGGAGGCCGACAGCAACGAGGAAGAAGAGGAGGAAGAACUGGCGGAGGAGGGAGGAGCUAACAGAUGUUCAGAGACGGCGGGAGGCCGGCAUGAACUGCACCACGUGUCCGCUCGCAGAAUGUCCAACAAAGAAGCUCUCCACUACGCCGAGCGGCUGGCUUGUCACAUUGUCUCCAUGGCGACAGAGAUGGACACCCUGGGAGUGGCGGAGGAGGAGGAGGAGGAGGAGGAGGAAGGGGGAGAGGGGAGAAAAGGCGGCGAGAGGAGGAGAGACAGCGUGGCUCAGUUCUCGGAGCAGACGCUCAACACCUUGUGGGUGUACGCCGGCGAGGUGGCGGGGGAGGUGAUCAACGAUGUGAAGAGGAUGGUGAGCUCCGGACAGCAGUGUCCGUACCACAGAGCUCUCAGGAGACGCAGCCUGGACAGAUCUAACUCUGAAUGUUUGCAUCACCUCCGACACCACCACCAGCACCACCAGCACCAGCCCCAACCCAGCACAGACCAGAGCAGAGACUGGAGGGUGGGGCGGCUGGCCGAGCAGUGGUCCAACGACCUGAUAGCCUCCGUGUUCCGCUCUCCCGCCUCCACCUCGAGCACCGUCUCCAGCUCCAGCUCCGGCCUGUCCUCCGAGUAUCCCAGCUGUGAGAGCGUGACGGACGAAUAUGCUGGCUACCUGAUCAGGGUGCUGAAAAAGGAGGGAGGGAGCAGGGAGCUGGUCCUGGAUCAGUACGCCAGCCGUUUGGCCUACCGCUCCAUAAAACAGGGCUUGGCUCACGCCGGUCGUAAGAUCAAACAGAGAUCCUCCAGCGCCCGCCUCCACUCCUCCAAGUCACUGCCGGACGAGUGGAGAGCGUCAGGCAGCGAGGCCUCGUCUCCCAAGGACAGAGCGGAGUCGGGGGUGUGUCCCUCGGGCGAGGACGCUCAGUGCUGCUGCAGGGACUCUGAGGAGCAGAGUCAGAGGGAGUACAUGGACCUGGUCAACUUCGCAGAGUCUUUAGCGUACAACAUCACCUGCGAUGUCACACGCAAGCUGCAUCUUUCCUCUGUGCGACUGCCCAAGUCUCUCACUGACUCCUGCCUUUAUAAGAAAUCCAAACUGGAGGACAUGGCGGAGAGUCUCAUCAGGAACUCCUUCUCCUGCCCCCUGUUGUCCAAGGAGGGGAAGAGCAGGCAUUACCACAGCACAGGCAGCCUGUAUGACGGAGGCUACAGCAGCAGGGUGAUGCAGGUCAUCGAGCAUUACGCCGGGAAAAUAGUUGACGACACUUUGAAGAUGAGCCUGGCUUCGGUCGGACAUUCGUCCCGGGAGCAUCAGAGGACCCAAGGCCAUGACAGACACUCUCACGCCCAGCGGCUGUCCGAGGGGCCGGCGGCGGGCCAAGCUCUGGGGGAGAGGACGUGCCGGUACUGUCAGGUCCAGGAGUGUCCGUACUGCACCAAACACAGCCGGCACCGCCAGUCUGUAAUACAGAGGAGGAAGAGGGGGGCGGACUGUCAGGCGAGGACGGAGCGGCUCCCCGGCCUGGACAUCCCGAAGAUCCACAUCGACCUGGACCACAGGGCGGCGUUCGCGGAGGAGAUGGUCUCCAUGGCGAUGGAGACGGCUAAACGCGAGCUGAGCAACACCAGCCUCAACGCCGACAGCGGCAUCGGUCACGAUGGCACCAGCUACGCCGAGAGUCUGACCGCUGAGAUCAUGACGUCGGCGCUGUCCAACGUCUGCCAGGCGGCCAACGUCAGCUCUCCAGGGAGGGAAGCCACUGAGUCCACCGUGUCUCAGCAGCUGAGUGUGGGAGACGACAGUCUCGGCAGCUGGUCUAACCUGAGCUUUGAGGACGAGCACCUCGACGACAACAGCAGCUUCCUCCACCUCAGUGACAGCAGCAAUGGGAACAGCAGUAGCUGGAGCAGUCUGGGCCUGGAGGGGGAGGCGUGUGAGGAGCGCAUGUCCUUCUCCCCCUCUGACAGUGACAACACAGAGGACAAGGAGACUGAGGUCAGAGAGGAGUCCAGUGGGACGCUCUGCGUGGACCGGACCCAGCUGCUCACUCCCAGGACGGCGCUCGUCAUCGCGAACUCGGACAUCAGGGAGCUCGGGCGCGGCCCUCAGCACGUGACCCUCGACCCUCAGCUCAGGAGCCUCCUGCAGUGGGCGGCAGCCUCCAUGGCCGACAUUCCCCAGAUCCAGCUGAGUCCCGACAGAGAGCUGCAGCAGCUCCCAGCCGUGGUCCAAAGGCUUCGGGAGAGGAGGUGGAGGGUGGGAGAGCUGCUGCACACGCUGCUGCGCUACUGUGAAGAGAGCCAGGCGCACCACGGCCCGCCCCAGCCCAGAGAGGAGGCACUGCAGGCGGGCAGAGAGCCGCACCGUGUCCCCCUGUUCCAGUGGCUCCUGGAGCACGCCUAGGUCCUCUCCUCUCCUUUUCUCCUCUCCUUGUCUCCCUGUCUCCUCUCCUUUCCUCUCCUUUCCUUUCCUUUUCUCCUCCUCUCCUCUCAGUUCCAAACAGGGCUUUGCAAAACUCCACAGCCCCUAGAGGGCGCCAAAACAGAAAUCAGCUGAUCCAACUCACUCUGAUGAAUGUGAGCGGCGUGUGUUUUUGCAUUGACGCAGACUUCUUCUGUUGUAUUUUGUUUUUCUUUCCAAGCGUCUGUUUCUGUCGUCGCAGUUUCAUUAUUUAUCCGGCUGCAUUUAUCACGUAAUGUUUUAAUGAGCCGUCUCUCCCGCCCGACCCACACGCUGAUCUGAAGCCCUCACACCUUGCUGCCGCUGUGCUUGAGCUACAGAAAGAAAAGGAGAGAGGGAGAGAGAGAGAGA